AUGGCCGCGCAGAGAGAUGUGCAGCUGUCCCUGAAGAAGCCCACUUACGCCGUGUGCGUGGUGGGGGUUGAGACGAUUGUGGAUGUUCACAGAGAUGUGCCCAAGGGUGCCAAUACCUUCGAGGUCUCGGGGAGCUCUGGGGUGGAGGUCUUCGUGCUUUACUACCCUGCACGGGUGGCAGAGCCCACAGGCAAGGCCCACUGGCCUCUGGACGCUAACAUGGACGUGGUCGUGUCUGUGAACACAGUCAGUCAGAAGCUAUAUGACCACAAGGUGAAGGUUUCCUACUUCGGACAGCAUGAGGAAGGUGCCCUGGGCCAUGGGGUACUCUAUAUCACAGGUGCUGACAUCUCCCUGGAUGUGGACGUGGGCCGCACCGGCAAGGUGAAGAAGAGCCGGGGUGACAAGAAAACCUGGCGCUGGGGCCCAGAGGGCUAUGGGGCUAUCCUGCUGGUGAACUGUGACCGGGACACCUGGAGGUUCAAGGGGCCCGACUAUGCCAGCAGCCAGCUGGUAUCCCUGGCUGACCUGCAGGACAUGUCCCCCAUGGUGCUGAGCUGCGACGGCCCGGACAAGCUCUUUGACAGUCACAAGCUGGUCUUGAACAUGUCCUUGUCAGAUUCCAAAAGAGUGGGGGUCUUCUGCGCUCGGGGUGAGGGCUCCCUGUCAGACUACAGGAUGGUGCUGGGCCGCCGCCACCUGUCCUACGAGGUGGAGCGGCAGCCGGGCGAGCGGGAGAUCAGCUUCUACGUGGAGGGGCUCGACUUCCCGGACGCCAACUUCUCGGGGCUGGUCUCCCUCAGUGUCAGCCUGCUGGACACCAGGUCCCUGUCCAAGGUCCCCCUCUUCACCGACAUCGUGACCUUCCGCCUAGCGCCCUGGAUCAUGACCCCCAACACCCAGCCCCCGCUGGAGCUGUAUGUGUGCAGUGUGAUGGAUGAUCAUGGCAGCAAUGAGAAUUUUCUGGAGGACAUGGCUGACCUGGCGUUGAAAGCCAACUGCAAGCUCAUCAUCUGCCCUCAGAUUGAAAACCGGAAUGACCGCUGGAUCCAGGAUGAGAUGGAGUUCGGCUACAUCGAGGCCCCCCACAAAUCUUUCCCUGUGGUCUUCGACUCCCCCCGGAACCGAGGCCUGAAGGACUUCCCCUACAAGAAGAUCCUGGGCCCUGACUUUGGCUACGUAACUCGGGAGACCCCGUACAGGGGCGCCUCCAGCCUGGACUCCUUCGGCAACCUGGACGUCAGCCCGCCCGUCACGGUGGGCGGCAGGGAGUACCCCCUGGGCCGGAUCCUCAUCGGGAGCAGCUUGCCCAAGUCUGUCGGGCGGCGGAUGACCAAGGCGGUGCGGGACUUCCUGCAGGCCCAGCAGGUGCAGGCACCUGUGGAGCUCUUCUCCGACUGGCUCUCUGUGGGCCACGUGGACGAGUUCCUGAGCUUCGUGCCCACCUCCGACCAAAAGGGCUUCCGGCUGCUCCUGGCCAGCCCCAGUGCCUGCCUCAAACUCUUCCAGGACAAAAGAGAAGAGGGCUAUGGGGAGGCGGCCCAGUUCGAAGGUCUGCAAUACAGGAGGAAGAGAAAAAGCAUUAAUGAGAUAUUGGCAGACAGAAAGAUCCGGAGUGACAGUCUCUAUGUACAGAAAUGCAUUGACUGGAACCGUGAGGUGCUGAAGCGGGAGCUGGGCCUGACGGAGCGUGACAUCAUCGACAUCCCCCAGCUCUUCCAAAUGAACGGCUCCUAUGCGGUAGCCUUCUUCCCGGACAUGGUGAACAUGGUGGUCUUAGGCAAGUACCUGGGCAUCCCGAAGCCCUUCGGGCCCCUCAUCAAUGGCCGCUGCUGCCUGGAGGAGAAGGUGCGGUCCCUGCUGGAGCCUCUGGGCCUGCACUGCAUCUUCAUCGAUGACUACCUGUCCUACCAUGAGCUGCUCGGGGAGGUGCACUGCGGCACCAACGUGCGCCGGAAACCCUUUCCCUUCAAGUGGUGGAACAUGCUGCCCUGA
Echinops telfairi (small Madagascar hedgehog) is the source of this 1995-nucleotide messenger RNA. RefSeq names its product protein-arginine deiminase type-1. Lineage: Eukaryota; Metazoa; Chordata; Mammalia; Afrosoricida; Tenrecidae. The coding region runs from base 1 to 1995 and encodes 664 amino acids. Gene Ontology annotation, molecular function: protein-arginine deiminase activity; calcium ion binding. The transcript is spliced from 16 exons. Gene Ontology annotation, cellular component: cytoplasm. The record is from RefSeq and is a predicted model, not a curated record.